Messenger RNA from Neolamprologus brichardi, 4882 nucleotides. The record is from RefSeq and is a predicted model, not a curated record. Lineage: Eukaryota; Metazoa; Chordata; Actinopteri; Cichliformes; Cichlidae.
CGUCACUCCAGAUUUCUCCUCUGAUAGGAGGGCAUCAGCGCUCCCUCCCUCCCACACAGCCUCGCUUCGCUCUCUCCAUCGCUCGUGUUUACUACAGCCUGGGAGAGAUGGUCGUAUAAAUUGCCUGGGAGUGCGCAUAUCGCAGCAUCCUCAGAGGGGAAUUGAAAAGGGGGAGGAGGUGUAGGAUCAAGAAAACAACCCAAACAAGGAAAAAUAUCUGCGUUUUCUAGCGUUUGAAAUUAACGCAGGAGAAAAACAGACCUCCACAGAGAGCUGCGAUUGGAAACCCGCACUGGAUGUAGAGGAGAGAAGGCUGAGCGCGGAUGUUCAAUACACGGACAGAGAAAAUCAGAAAGGACCAAUAAAUCCUAGAGAGGAAUAAUCUUUUGCAGUCAUCAGCGAUGGACUCCAGUUAUCGGCAUUGAGUUUUCUUCAGUCCUUCUGAUGACCACAGUCACUCAUGGCCCUCAUGCAUGAACCUCGCGCCCCAUCGCCCUCUCUUUCCGGCUUCAACACACCGCUCUCCGAUCCUCCGUCUUUUCGCCGCCUCGAUGCCGAAACACCCUGCACGCCAGAAAUGGACUUGACCCCAACCCAGUGCGUUCUUCGCAACGUCCUCUCCAUAGACACCGGAGGCGCCGUGGAACCCGGGGGUGGAGGAAGAGAGGGGCACACCACCGGACACAACCAGACACCCUGCGAGGAACAACAGGAGCACUUUGCCAACAGUGUCCUGAAACUCCAUGAACACGAUGGCGGCCCUGGAAGGACGGAGGGAGAGGGACAGGAUAUGGACAGCAGUGCGGUCAGGAGCCAGGCGAAUGACGCCAGGUUACAGUGCCAGUCUACAGGAGGGGGAGGAGGGUUUUUGGAGGGGUUGUUUGGGUGUCUGCGGCCUGUCUGGACAAUGAUCGGCAAAGCCUACUCCACGGAGCACAAGCAUGACCUGGACGAGGAGUGGGAAGUCCCAUUCGAGGAGAUAUCGGACCUGCAGUGGGUGGGCAGCGGAGCCCAGGGCGCCGUCUUCCUCGGUAGAUUGCACGGGCAGGAAGUGGCUGUGAAGAAAGUGCGGAACAUCAAAGAGACGGACAUCAAGCACCUGCGGAAGCUCAAACAUCCCAACAUCAUCACCUUCAGAGGUAUCUGUACCCAGGCGCCUUGUUAUUGUAUCAUCAUGGAGUACUGCGCCCAGGGACAGCUGUACGAGGUGCUGAGAGCAGGGAGGAAGAUCACGCCAUCCCUGCUCAUGGACUGGGCCAUGGGCAUCGCUGGAGGCAUGAACUAUCUUCACCUCCACAAAAUCAUCCACAGAGACCUCAAAUCACCCAACAUACUGAUCACCUAUGACGACGCAGUGAAGAUCUCCGACUUUGGCACGUCUAAGGAGCUCAAUGACAAGAGCACUAAGAUGUCCUUUGCUGGCACUGUAGCCUGGAUGGCCCCCGAGGUCAUACGUAAUGAACCGGUCUCGGAGAAGGUGGAUAUUUGGUCAUUCGGUGUUGUGCUGUGGGAGAUGUUGACAGGAGAGGUGCCGUACAAGGAUGUGGACUCCUCCGCUAUCAUCUGGGGAGUGGGCAACAACAGUCUGCAGCUGCCCGUGCCCGACAGCUGUCCAGAGAGCUUCAAACUGCUGCUGAGGCAAUGCUGGAACUGCAAGCCCAGAAAUAGACCUUCGUUUCGACAGAUUCUCCUGCAUCUGGACAUUGCCUCAGCGGAUAUAUUAUCAACCCCACAAGAAACUUACUUUAAGUCUCAGGCGGAGUGGAGAGAUGAGGUGAGACAUCAUUUUGAGAAGAUUAAGUCCGAGGGCACAUGUCUUCACCGGCUGGACGAGGAGCUGAUAAAACGGCGCAGGGAAGAGCUGAGGAGGGAGCAGUCACUGGACAAGAAGUACCCAGGCUGCUUCAAGCACCACAGUACCAGACAGUCAGCCUCCUCCAAUUCCAUGGAGAAGCUCAUGAAGAAACGUAAUGUACCUCAGAAACUGCCCUCACACAGCAAGAGGCCAGACUUACUAAAGUCAGAGGUCAUCCUCCCUAAGCUGGACUCGUCCAUGACACAGGUCACAAUCCCCAACAAGGGCUCUACCUCCCCCGGCCGCUCACGCCGAGGAAAACCUCGCUACAGAAAGGCUGGAAAAGGCAGCAGUGGCGACCUGGCUCAGCUGAAAGCCACUCUGUCCUCGUCUUUAGCAAUGAUCAAUGCAACCUCGUCUGUUCCCAGCAAGCACCAUCUAGACCCCAGCGCAGCCCUCAGGGGCUUACAGCAUGACCUUCUACUCAAAAAGAUGUCCUCCUCCAGCCCCGAUCUUAUUUCUACCACUCUGGAGGUCGAGGGCAGGAGGAAAGGCCAGGUGAGAUCAGGGCUGGACAGAGCGGGCAGUCAGAGCGCCUCAGCUGGGCUGGAAGAGAGCAGAAGGACCGAUGGGCCAGAGCGGGGCAAUGACGUGGGCGUAGGCGGGGAUGACUUGGCAGGAACGCCUCCACGCAGCGAUACACCAAGCGAAGACGCGGCAUCUAUUCCUUUUUCCAGUAGCCCUGACUCCCCUUGUGGCAGAGGAGCAGCGGCGGGCAGGGCGUCCGCACUCGGGAACACUCGCGUCACCCACGAAGGUGAGGAGAAGGAGGAAGGGACGGUGAUUACACGCUCGCCCAGAAGUCAACGGCUUACGCCUUCAGCACUGCUCUACAGGGCAGCAGUCACACGCAGUCAGAGACGUGGACUGUCAUCAGAGGAGGAGGAAGGAGAAGUGGACAGUGAAGUGGAGUUGCCGAGGAGACGGCGGCCUGUGAGCAUCACCAAAUGCCAGUCCCUGUCGACCUUUAGCUCGGAGAACCUAUCGGUGUCGGACGGUGAGGAGGGCAACACUACUGACCACUCCCACAGCGGUACGCCCGACGUGGUCAGCACCAACACAGACGAGCGACUGGACGACAAGAGCGACGACCUGCUGUCUCAGGGCUCGGAGAUUCCUGCUGACCCGUCUGACCCGACUCAGCUGGGCUCCGACGGUCUGUCUGAAAAAGAAGCCAUUCUGCAACAAGUCAAGACGCAGCUCGCCUCAAAUGACCCCAAUUAUGAGGGCCUGUAUGAUGACUCCGACUGUGACAGUGCAGAACUGGACCAUUCGUGCACUGCAGACCCCAGUCAACCUCCAACCAACUGGUGAAAACCGGACACCUCUAACCCACUGCACCACCUGCAGACCUGGCCUCUCAAUACCUCCUUCACUCUUAGAAACUCUGAGUCAUUAUCAGGGACAUCGCAGAGAGGCGGGAAAUUGAGCAAUGUGUUCUUAACCACAUAUCCUGGUUAAGGAAACAAAAAAAAAAAAGGAAAGUCGCAUUUCCUUUGGAGAUGAAUGCAGCACGGCGAUGUGAAAGUGAAUCGGGGCACUAUCCGAGCUGACGGCACCUUUUGUUCUCUGAAAUCACAUCAAAUGACACCUCAGCGACACAAGCUUCGAUCAAAGAGGCGACGUCUGCACCGUCUGUUGUCAUAUUGUUUUCGUGUCCUCCGUCAUAAUUCACGUCUGUUUUUAUUUUUAUCCUAAUGAAAAUGAUCAUGAAACUAUUUAAACGUCACGAUCACUGGAGACGACCAGUGUCGCUCCUUUUACUUAUAAUUUAUGAAAUCUAAUUUAAGACUUUUUGUCUUUGGAAAAAAAACAACGUAUGCACUGUUUAAUUUAUUAGAAAGAAAACAAUGUUUACAUCUUUUUGUGUCGUUUACAUUAUUUAUAAAUCGUGUCAUAGAUUACGUUUCCAUUUUCUACUUCUGGUUUUAAUAUCGGUGUAAAUAUGGGAUGUAAAAUGAACAAAUUUUUAAAAUGUGAGAUUGUAUAAUUUAAGGUGCUGAUGUUUCUAAUUAGGUGGAACUAUUUUAUUUGAAGCUCUCGGUAGUAGAAUGUACUGUAGCUGCUGUUCGUGUCCGAGCAUCCGAACAGGAAGAGGAGGAACAAACAUGUGAACAAGGAAAAAGCAAUAUGUCUGCUCUGGUCUCACAGCCGGGUUCUUUUAGGACAGAUGAGCUUUUUAAAAAAAAUACUUAUCGCACGUGUUUACUGUAUUUAAAAAUGCAAGGUCAUUUUAAAACAUAUUCCCCCGUUUAUAGCGUUGAGAAAAAGCAUGCGAGUGAAAUAGUAGGGACACCUUACUGAAGUCAAACGCCGUCUCUGUGUCUCGGCUCCAACAUGAGAACAUCUGCAGAGAUUUCUACCCUCCAGUGCCGAGUAACUGAAGGCACAAGAAACGCCAAUACAGAUCCUACAGCCUGGUAAUUUUAGACGCCGAAAAUCAUUUAUGCAAAAACCCGUUUGUGUCCAGUAACUGAUUCAUCUCAACAUCAUUUAUCUCUUUAAAUGUGAACAUUUUGGACCCAGACGUUGCCAUUUUCACGCCUACUUAAUUUGGCCUCGCCGGCUGAAAACUUCGCCAUCCACUGGUUAUUUUUCACUCUUGUAAGGGCUGCGUCAUAAACUGUGACACCUAAAACCCUUGUUUGUGUUUGUUCUCCUUGGCAAAUGUCCCUAAUGUGCGCCUGAAUCUGACCGUACAACAGCACAUCACGUUACUCCACGAAUCCACGACUGAUCAGGUCACACUCUAUAAGCUAAAACUACAAAAAGGCAGCUUAUUUUGUUCAUCAAAGAAAGAAAGAGACAGGUUAUCUUUUGCAGUUUAUAUUUGUAGAAAGAUUUUACAGAUUGUGGCCCCCCCAAGGUUUGAAGCUAGAAAUCCUCCUGCAGGAUUAAAAUGUUGCCAAAAAGCAAGACUACUGCCCUCUAUUGUCCAAUCGUGGAGGUACUCAUGAUGCUCACCGAAAGCAACCCUGUUAAAUGUUGGCUUUUUAUACUGCAUUAUCGUAACUAUAUUUAAAAAAA